CUCCGACCCGCAGCGGGAAGCGCCUGCACCGGAGUCACGCCGGAGUCACACCGGCUCGCGGGGGUGACACACGCCGAUCGGGCCGACACGCCUCGGUUGGCAGUAACAGCCCCUCUCCAGGGGUCCCCUAAUGUCCGGCCGUCACUGAAUGCAGGGCCGGGGCCGGAGCACCCGGCACAGACACCAGCUCACCUGUUGACAGGACGGGAGGAGCCGGAGCCUGUACCGACACAAGCCUGUCAGCAGUUCUCUGUGUGAAGUAACAGACUGGAUGUGGUAGAAUACCCUACAGUGCACCAGUACCAAGAGUGGUCUCCGCACUGAGGAAUGCACCCCACCAGUAUGACAGCAUCAGUCCUUCCUUCUCCCUGGCUCUGCAGCUCUUCUUUCCUCUCCCUGGGUCCAUGCAGAGCGCCUUCAUUUCCUGGACAAAGCAGGUUUGUGGAAGAAUGUAGAAGAUAGCAACAUGGACAAAAAACUCCAUUAUGUUAAACAAGAGCUGCUCCGAAGGGAAAUUCCUCCAGUCUUGUUGGUGCUGCUGCUUCUCACUGUGCUGCUCCUGAAUUUCCUUCUGUACAUGCAUCUCAACAAUUUCUCCGUCACCACCGGGCAGCCUGACGUGGACUCCAGCCUCUGCCCAUUUGGGUACUUCAGAUUAGGACCAUUGAAAAAUUGCUCGCCGUGGCUGUCUUGUGAAGCCAUAAAUACAGAAGUCAGGAAACUGAAGUGUGUUGGUGAAGGGGCUGUGAAAAAGGUCUUUCUUUCUGAAUGGAAGGAAAACAAAGUAUCCCUUUCCCAGCUUGCCAACUCAGAGCUGAAGGAAGAUUUUCUUCAUGGACUGAAGAUGCUGAAGUCUCUCCAGAGCAAGUAUGUUGUCAGACUGCUUGGCUAUUGCGAGAAGCAGUUCACAAUCCUUACCCAGUAUCACCCAUUAGGCUCCCUGAAGAGCCUGAAUGAAAUGCUGGACCUUCCCAGAUAUAAGGGCUUGAAUACUUGGCAUCGCAGAUUCAUGCUCGCAAUAGACUAUGUGAGCAUCAUCCAUUAUUUGCACAACAGUCCUUUGGGCACCUUAGUAAUGUGUGAUUCCAAUGACUUGGACAAGGUGUUAUCGCAAUAUCUGCUGACAAGUGACUUUCAUGUUCUGGUGAAUGACUUGGAUGCCUUGCCUCUCGUGAACAAGAGUGCUGGCAGACUGGUGAAGUGUGGCCAUCGGGAGCUCCAAGGCGAGUUUGUAGCUCCUGAACAGCUUUGGCCCUAUGGGGAGGAGGUGCCAUUUGAAGAUGACCUCAUGCCUCCAUAUGAUGAGAAGACGGACAUAUGGAAAAUCCCUGAUGUCUCCAAUUUUUUCUUGGGUCACGUUGAAGGGAGUGAUAUUGUCAGGUUCCAUUUGUUCGACAUCCAUGCAGCAUGUAAGAAGAAGAACCCAGCUGAAAGGCCUUCCGCCCAGAUGGUCAUGGACACAUACAGGAAAAUUUUAACGUUGCUGCUCAGAGAGGCUGCCAUGCCUGGUACCAGGGAAAUGUUAUAAACGACUGUGAGAAGACAUACAUGUACUCUGGUUGAUGUCCUUUUAUUUAUUUAGCACCCACAGGGUGCUAGGUCCUUUACAAACUGGUAGCAGGACAAGGUCUCUACCCAAAGAACAAAGGAGACAAAAUUGACACUUGUGAUGGUUUGGAAAAAGAAGCACCCAAGGAACAGGCUCCAACAAGCUUAUGCAGUCUGUCUGAUUGGCAAAGUAUGUGGAGCCAGGUUCUGGCUGUCUGCAGGUUCAUCUGUGCCCAAGGUCUGAUAUGGGGUAGUUCCGUUGACUGAAGAGGACUUUGGAGCAGACUGUAGACGGACAAUCUCAAUAGCAACCAGCACAUUUGUAUUUUUUAUAGAAGCUUGAACAUCUUUUUCCAUGUCCCAUCAACUUUCACACAGAGUUGAAUAAAAACUGAGAAAGCAA
This is a messenger RNA of Mauremys mutica (yellowpond turtle), 1951 nucleotides long. RefSeq names its product protein O-mannose kinase-like. The transcript is spliced from 5 exons. Gene Ontology annotation, molecular function: protein kinase activity; carbohydrate kinase activity; ATP binding. Bases 467 to 1528 code for a protein of 353 amino acids. The record is from RefSeq and is a predicted model, not a curated record. Lineage: Eukaryota; Metazoa; Chordata; Testudines; Geoemydidae. Gene Ontology annotation, cellular component: endoplasmic reticulum membrane. Gene Ontology annotation, biological process: protein O-linked glycosylation; carbohydrate phosphorylation; protein phosphorylation.